Molecule: messenger RNA, 591 nt
Organism: Tarenaya hassleriana
Lineage: Eukaryota; Viridiplantae; Streptophyta; Magnoliopsida; Brassicales; Cleomaceae
Product: nucleolar protein 58-like
Exons: 3
Coding region: 189-485 (98 amino acids)
Molecular function (GO): metal ion binding
Source: RefSeq, a predicted model, not a curated record
UCCAUUAUACAUGACAUACGUCACGUUGUCUCGUCCUUUCCAAUAAGCCACCACAAAUUUUUCAAAACCCACCAUUUUCUCUUCUCUCCCUUCAACCCCCCAAAAAAUCUCUCUCUAAAUCUCUCUCUCUCUCUCUCUCUCUCUAGUUUUGAUCCCAACGUCUUCUUCUUGAAAGAUUCUUCGAAGAAAUGGCUCAGAAAGUGGUGUUGAAGGUCUUAACCAUGACGGAUGACAAGACCAAACAGAAAGCCAUUGAAGCUGCUGCCGAUAUUUACGGAGUUGAUUCAAUCGCUGCGGAUAUGAAGGACCAGAAACUAACGGUGACAGGUCAGAUGGACGCAGUCGCGGUGGUGAAAAAGCUGAAGAAAGUCGGCAAAGUUGAUUUGAUUUUCGUGGGACCCGCAAAGGAAGAAAAGAAGGAAGAGAAAAAGGAAGAGAAGAAAGAUGAUAAAAAAGAGGAGAAAAAGGAAAAAGAAAAUAAAUAAAAUUAUCACAAUACUAAAUUUAUGUUUUCGAUAUGGUAAUUGAACUGUGAAAUCUCUGAAUACAAUCUGUUCUAUUUUUCAUGGAGCAGUGGCUCAUAUUUUUAUA